AUGUUUGAAACUGUUGUACUGGUGGCAAUUUUGACGAUAUUGUUUACUGGACUACUUUUGGCUGGAUAUAUUCAAUAUUAUGAAAAUGCUCCUAUAGAAGAUAUUAGAAAACUUCUUAAAGAGUCUUACAUUACUUUGGCGUUGUUGGAAUUAUUAUUUGGAUUAUUUGGGCUUUUUAGCUUUAAAACACAAUUAAUUUUACAAUUUCUAGAUUGGUGGUUAUUUUAUCAAGCAAGUAACAAAUACCCAUAUAUAUUUAGUAUGGAUUCCUUCUUUCCAGUAAAAAUGAUUCUUGUUACAUUAUUUAAAGCCAUAAUAAGCAUAAGAAGUUCGUUCAAUAUUCCUUUUAGGUCCCUCAUAUUUCCAUACAUAAUGUCCACAGUUUGCAUAUUACCAUUGUUGUUUGCAUUCUCAUAUCCAUAUGAAGAUUCAAAAUUAGCACAUGUUGUUUGGGACAAAAGCAAUGAUGAAGACAUUAUAACUCGCUUCUUUAAGAUAGCUAUAUCGGAAAGAAGUAGGAAUGACUAUUUGGUUCAUUUAAAGUUACAAAUACAAAGGUCAAAUAAUCUUCAGAAUAAAAUGGAAUUUAUCAAUAUCAAUGGAGAAUUAAGAGUUCCUUUAAAACACGAAUUAGAUGAGUCGCCACAGGACUUGACUUCAGUACCAGAAAUUAUUGAAAUUAAAUUAAUUCUGGAUGCUGCAGGAAUUUGCCAGUGUAUUGGUAUGUUAUAUUGA
Messenger RNA from Cryptosporidium ubiquitum, 735 nucleotides. RefSeq lists its product as uncharacterized. The record is from RefSeq and is a predicted model, not a curated record. Lineage: Eukaryota; Apicomplexa; Conoidasida; Eucoccidiorida; Cryptosporidiidae. The transcript has 3 exons. The coding region runs from base 1 to 735 and encodes 244 amino acids.